Penicillium atrosanguineum is the source of this 1332-nucleotide messenger RNA. RefSeq lists its product as uncharacterized. The transcript has a single exon. NCBI's taxonomy places the organism in Eukaryota, Fungi, Ascomycota, Eurotiomycetes, Eurotiales, Aspergillaceae. Bases 1 to 1332 code for a protein of 443 amino acids. The record is from RefSeq and is a predicted model, not a curated record.
AUGAGGCUUUCAAUCUCUCGACUCCAGGUCGCUGUCACUGCAUUCAUAGCCAUUGCUAGUGCAACAACUGAACUGGAAGACAAUCCUCUGGCUACUUUAGAUCAACGCGAUUUAGAUGCCCUUGCGAUUCAGAUCAACCAAGACAACAGCUUUGUCGUCCUUAAAGCUGAAGCGAAAGCUGCUUACCAAACGGCGCAUGGACUUCUCAUCAGCGACGAAGCAUCCUCGAGUCUCGAUGCAGCAAUCGACGAGUUGACCUUCAGUUCCAUUCAAAAAGCUGUCAAUACUGAUGUAUACUACCCCAAGGUCUACUGGGUUGAUGCUGGUCCGCGGACUUGGUUCGGCUUGGACGUCCCUGGCGGCCGAUAUUCGUACGACAACCCGGACUGCAUAUAUCGCACCAUCCCUAUCGACCACCGCCUCAGUUAUAUCGUCAAAGGGUAUCGGUAUUCACCAGGACCCACGGAUGUGACAUUCUCUCUGAUCAGCGACCCCAAUUCUCAGAACACUGUUACAAGCUUGUCCGGAAGCAAUUUAGUUGUCGACAGUGAUGGUUCUUACACUAUCACCAUCAAUAACUCAUCUGAGAACUCGACAAACCACAUUCAGUCAACCCUGUUGGCCAAACAACUCUUCAUCCGCAACAAUCUAGGAGACUGGACCACUGAAAAACCGGACAGCAUCUCCGUCCAACUCACCAGUGACGCGUCAGGCCAUACUCCCAUCAGCAAUGCAACAAUCCUCGCUGCUGCAAAGUGGAACUUGCAAGAAUCCAUCAUAGAUUAUGGCGUGGGAGCCCUAGGACUGAAAACAACGAUCAACGCAGUCAAUACGCUAUCGAGUCCUAGUCAAUCAAGCACCCUCGGCACAUUGACCAGUCAAGCAAGUUCAUUCGGCCACUAUAAGCUAGACGACGACGAAGCCCUUGUCGCGACUCUCACUCCAGGACCAGCGGACUAUUGGGUCUUUCCCGCGACAAACCCCUGGAUCAUCACCACGAACCCGGGAAAUAGCCAGGUCAGCCUCAAUAGCGUGCAGUCUGCUGCGAAUUCCAAUGGCACAUACACAUUUGUGGUCUCCCUGCAAGAUCCAGGCGUCUACAAUUGGAUUAAUACAACUGGGCUGCACGAGGGCACGAUGAUGGUGCGGUGGCAAGGUCUUCCUACGUCGUCCUCAUCUUCAACAGACUCACCAGCUAUUACGACCCAGGUGGUCACACUCGCUGAGCUUUCCUCUAUUCUUGCUGAUGGAACUCGCUUCGUAACGCCGCAAGAGCGAGCCGAGCAGCUUGCUCAGCGUGCCAAGGGAUAUGCCCAGAGACUAGAGUUCUAA